GAAAAUUUUACUUUAUAAGGUUGAAAUCAUGCUUAAAUACUCAUUAACUCUACAAUGUUUUAACAUUUAAGUAGUAUGUUCAGAUUAAUGAUUGGAAUUAUUCAAUUUUUUAUCAUUAUACAAAUAGCAUAUAGUAAACUACAUACAAAUCAAUGGUUGAUUCGUUUAAAACAAACUGGAGAUAAUAGGGAUGAAUUGAAGCAUUCAGCAAAUGAAAUAGCUAAAGAACUUGGUUUUAUGACAUUGAAUAAUCAUAAUUAUGGAGAACCAAAUGAAUUUGUAUUCACACAUUUAGGUCUACCAUAUGUACGUGGUACACCAAGUUAUCUGUAUAGUCAACGUUUAAAUAAACAUCCUAAAAUUGAUAGUGCUAUACAAAUUGAAGGAUUUGUACGUAGAAAACGUGGUUUUCGUCCAUUAUCUGAUGAUAGUUUAAGUAGAAUUAAUCUUUCUAAAGGAAGGAUACUUUCAAAGAAAGAAGAAGAGUUAAGUGAAUUGAGAAGUAGAACAGAUCCAUUAUUUGUUAAAGAAUGGUAUUUACAUAAUAUAGGACAAGCUGAUGGUGUACCAGGAUUAGAUUUGAAUGUAUUGUCGGCUUGGUCACAAAAUAUCACUGGACGUGGAGUAAUCACAGCUAUUAUGGAUGAUGGUGUGGAUUAUUUACAUCCUGAUAUAGCAGAAAAUUAUGCUGUAGAAGCAAGUUAUGAUUUUUCAAGCAAUGAUGCUUUCCCAUAUCCUCGUUAUACAGAUGAUUGGUUUAAUAGUCAUGGUACACGUUGUGCUGGAGAGGUUGCUGCUAUCGCUGGCAAUGGUAUUUGUGGAGUCGGUGUAGCACCGGGUUCUAGAGUCGCUGGACUACGUAUGUUAGAUCAACCCUAUAUGACUGAUUUAAUUGAAGCGGCUGCAAUGGCAUAUGCACGUGAUCUAAUCGAUAUUUAUUCAGCUAGUUGGGGGCCUACAGAUGAUGGUACAACUGUUGAUGGCCCACGUAAUCAAACUAUGCGAGCUUUAGUUGAUGGUGUGAAUAAUGGUCGUAAAGGUAAAGGAAGUCUAUAUGUUUGGGCAUCAGGAGAUGGUGGAGAGAAUGAUGACUGUAAUUGUGAUGGUUAUGCAGCUAGUAUGUGGACAAUUAGCAUUAAUUCUGUAACCAAUGAUGGUCAUACAGCUGUUUAUGAUGAAUCAUGUGCUUCAACACUUGCAUCAACAUUUUCAAAUGGUAAAAGUCCUUUCUUACAUGAUGCUGGAGUUGGAACUAUUGAUUUAUAUGGAAAUUGUACACUACAUCAUUCAGGCACAUCAGCUGCAGCACCAGAAGCUGCAGGUGUAUUUGCUUUAGCCUUAGAAGCUCAACCAGAUCUCACUUGGAGAGAUGUACAACAUUUAACUGUGCUUACAUCAAAACGUAAUCAUCUAUACGAUAGACAACAUAAUCAUAAUUGGACAAUUAAUGGUGCUGGCUUAGAAUUUAAUCAUUUAUUCGGUUUUGGUGUAUUAGACGCUGGUGAUAUGGUACAUUUAGCAAAGAAUUGGAAAACUGUACCUGAACGCUUUCAUUGUAUUGCUGGAACUUAUAAUGGACGUAAAUUGGCACGUCUUGGUCAACCUAUUCGUUUAGAAUUGGACACUGAUGCUUGUAUGGGAAGGACAAUAAAUCAAGUUAAUUAUCUUGAACAUGUUCAAGCAUUUGUAACCAUCAAAGCAACACGACGUGGUGAUGUCACUAUAUUUCUCACCUCACCAAUGAAUACAACUUCAAUGUUAUUAAGACGUCGUCCAAAAGAUAUUGAUAAUACACGUGGCUUUACUAAAUGGCCAUUUAUGACUACGCAUAUGUGGAGUGAAAAUCCACGUGGUAAAUGGUCACUUAUCAUUGGAUUAGAUCCAAAUUCUAAAGAUCCACUCGGUUAUGCUUUACUAACUGAAUGGAUUCUUGUUGUUCAUGGUACACAAGAUCCACCAUAUGAUCAACUUUCAGAUUCUAUAAUAAGUAUUGCUCCAAAAUUAGGUAUCGUGAAAAAACAGCAUGCAACAAAAAGAUUUAAAGCUUGAUAGUAUCUAUUUACAAAAUGGUGGUUUUUUCAGUCUUUUUCUCCUUCUCUCUCUCUCUCUCUCUCUCUCUCUGUCCCUCUCUCUCACACACACGUACUCUCCCUUUCUAUCUCUUAAUGUUAUAUAAAUGUUGUCCAAUAAGAAAUGAUUUAUCACUUUCACUGCAUUUUUCUGUUUUCUGAGAGGACAAUAUAUCUGUGUUCAAUGUUCAAUGAACCGCGGUUACCGCAAAAAGCACCUUUGUUCAAUGUUUCAAUGUGUGUGUGUUGUAAUCUUUAUCAUUGUAAAUGUUGUCGAAAUAAAUUAAAGUGAGACACUUUUUCAAAUGAGUGAGAAACACGCUAUGUAAUCACAUAUACACACUUACAAAUUUAUGCCUUUCAUCAACCUACUCACACCCAUGCGUUUUAUGUGAUAAUUAGAUUCUCUCAUAUGACAUCCACACAUAUAUAUCUGUGUAUGUGUGUGUGUAUGUGUAGGAGUAUGGAUCCCUUUCCAUAUUGAAACAUUUAUCUUACAAGAAUACAUAUUCAUUCAUAUAUUUUUGAAUCCAAUUUGUUUUUCAAGCAGUAAUUGUUAUUUUUUAGCUCAUUGUCACACUUACUAUUCGUCAGUCAUCAUUGUGAUCUAACAAACUAGAAAAGACAACACAAAACAGCGAAUCAGAAGAGUCUUCUUGUUCACCUCAUAAACAAACAAAGGAGAAAAAAAAAAGAAAUUUAUUUUCCAUUCAUCUUACUUAUGUCGAUGUAGUGAUUGUGUCAAAAUGUAUCACUUGUUCGUUUGUUUGAAUAAAGCAUUUUGGAUGUG
Heterobilharzia americana is the source of this 2859-nucleotide messenger RNA. Lineage: Eukaryota; Metazoa; Platyhelminthes; Trematoda; Strigeidida; Schistosomatidae. The record is from the annotation of a GenBank genome assembly.